AGCGCUGCUGCCGCUGCAGGUCUGUUGCUCGGUUCACUGGGCUAACUAAAGCAAUAAGGUCCAUCAACAAGCUAGUUAGCAGCGAGCGAUACGGUGGACGCUGCCGGGGAUGCUGCAGCAACAAGAGAACAUGAACUAGCUACCUGAAAGGUUUUUUCCCGGUGCCUUGACAAUCAUUACCGAGCUGAGGACCGUUUCAGGUGACUGUGGUUAGCUGCUUCAUUCAUGCGGUCGCUGGUGCUCACAGACGGGGUUUAUAGCUCUUGAGUGGCGGGGGAGCUCAGUCGUCAGCCCGCUGGGACAACUGGGGAACAACACGGCUCUCUCACCGAGUAGGAGCAUGGUGGUCCCGGACAGUGCCAGCGUGGUCCCCCAGCCUGGCAUCGGCCUCAUGGAGAGCUCCGAGCCCGGGUGUGAGGAGGAGGAAGGGGUGGGGGGUCAGGACCUGGCAGGGGUGGAGCUGGAGGAGGUCCGAAAGCUGCAGGAGCUUGUUCAUAGGUUGGAGGUCCAGAACGAGACCCUGCGCAACAGGGGGAGCAAGAAGACUAUCAUCCACAGAGGAGCCAGCAGCAGCAGCAACAGCAACCUCACGGCCGCUGUCAAUAUCAAUGAGAGGCUGACUUGUGAAGGGGUGAGCAACUCCCAUCUCAGAUUGGAGCACGGUGGCAAGCUGGGCAGCACAGACUUUGAGUUGUCACCCCCUCAGGACAGCAGUAGUGGCGAAGAGAUGUCCCCUCUCCCCAUGGCGAACAGGCUGGAGGAAGAGGAGGACGACGACGAGCAGGGUCCGUGUGGGGGCUUUCUAACACUGGCCUACAGCAACGGAGGGCGGCAGUCCGGGGGGCAAAGCCAGACGCCAGAGAGCCCCUCUCAGGACAGUUAUGACUCAGAGACACUCGCAGAGAGCGACUCAGGGGUGGACCAAACUGCACUGGAUGAAGUGGAUGUCCUAGAUUUGGAGGAUGAGUGUGCAGAAGUAGAGGACGAGGACAGUUGGUUGUAUGUGUCUCCAAAAAAGCAAGUAGCAGAGCCAGGCCCAGAGUCUCCAUUGAAGUGGUGUCGGCAGGCUCUUGACCACCGCAGCCCAGAGACAGAAAUUGCUUGUCGGACCCUGAUCAGCCGUUUAGACCAGACAUCUCGAUGGAGGAACAUGUACAGUAGCCCAUCAGCAGAGGCAGGCUCGGCAGGCUCAGGCCUGAUCUCUCCUGGGUACCACAAAUCAACUAACAAAUCCCUACUAACCUGUGGCACUUCAGGUGUCCCAAACAUGCAGUCAGCCCUGAGCUCACAGUCCUCCAUAGACAGUGAGCUCAGCACAUCAGAUGACUCCAUCUCUAUGGGCUAUAAGCUGCAGGAUCUCACUGAUGUCCAGAUCAUGGCUCGCCUACAGGAAGAGAGUUUGAGGCAGGAUUAUGCUUCUAGUUCAGCAUCUGCAUCACGCCGCAGCUCCACAGCCUCUCUGCAGUCCCUGCGCCGGGGCACCUACAGUGAUCAGGAAUUUGAUAGUUACAGCCUGGAGGACGAAGAGGAUGAGUUUUGCUCCAUGCCACAGCGACGACAUCGCUUUACCCCUUCGCCCUUAGGCUCACCCCGGUGCCUGUCUCCAUCCACCUCCAACCACGGUCAGGAAUACAGCAGCCGACUCGGGGCCCCACGCACAAGAGCACCCAGACGAUCUCUCCAGGGCCCCAGUGCAGAGCUGCUUAAAUUUGCUAAGAGUGAGGAGGAGUUGAGACACAGCAUGCCUAAUCUGGCCCCCCGCACCAGCCUACGUUCCCUGGAGGCAGUCAGAAACAGCCGCAGCAUGGAGGCUAACCUCCAGAGCUCUGGCAACCGCAUGUCCCAUCUGCCUCACUCCCCCUCCACAGGUAUGGCUUGUAGUCGGCUGCGUAGCAACGGCCAGUCGCCUCUCUCCCUGCGGGCUCCAGUUAAAGCUGUCGCUCCGGUGGGCUCCAUGCCACCUUGUCGUCAGCCAUCCAGAGGUCUGCCUGUUGUACAAGCAUCGCCUGCAGCAGGGGGUCGCAGGGUGCAGUCCCCAGGCUCUGUCAAUGGCGGAGCCUACAUACCCGGGAGAGCUUCCACUGGGGUGGGGAGGCCUGCCAUGGGCCGAGGACAGGCUGUGUCAUCAGCAUCCACCAGGAGUAAACUCUCACAGCCCCCCAGGAGGUCUUUGGGCAUGAGUAAAAUCUCAGAUGAAUCCUGGAAAGAUGGCUGUUACUGAGGUUGGCUGGUGAUGAAGGAUGUUCACUGCUGCAACCCCUCACCUGAUCUCUCCCGGUUACCUCUCGUAGUACAAAGAACACAGCCACUGUGUCCAUAGACACGUCAUACAACCUUUCAGUCCCCCCCAUUUCAAACUGGAGUGCUGGGCUACACUGGAUUCGUAGUUUAAGACUCAUCUCUUGCCCUUGCAUGAAACAUUGUCAACCCACACAGAGAGGAUGUGUAGGCAGACAAGAAGGCACACAUGCACACUCCACUUGUGAUAUGGACCAACUCAGAGCUUCCAGAAGAUUUGUUUGUGUCAAUUUUACUUAUUUUUCUAUGGUGAUUGUGAGAAACUGCUGGAAUAUUAAGGGUUGUAUUACUGUUCUCUUGAUGUAAUUGAUAUGACGACAAUUUAAAUGAAGAUAUUGCUGGUUUGUUCAUUUUCUGUGUGAAUUCCUAAUAGAUGAAGGUGCUGAGUGUUGCAUGCUCGGUUUUUUGUUUGUUUUUUUCCUCCUUAUUCCUACAGCCUUUUCAUCAUUAUGUAACUGCAAUAUGACAAAUCUCCCACGUGUUCCACAAUGAUCUGUGUGAAUUUAUGAAUGUUUGGUUGGUUCAUUGUGAAAUUAUCAUUAGAUUUGUGUUGUAUUUGUGUUUUGCUCUUCGAAUACACAGCAAUGCAACUCCUGUAAACCACACUGCCCUUAUAAAUAAUACAAAAAAAGGAAAAAAUAUGGUUUGUGCCAAGGUGCAUUUCAGCUGCAACACUCUUUCUAAUACCAGAAGUGAUUCAUUAAAGGUAAUCUUACGGUACUGUGUUUUUCAAGCAUUUUUACAGCAUAUCUAGAGGUGGUUUUGAGUGUCUGCUUUUGGAUACCACUGUAAUAAAGAAAAUGUUUAUGCACGAAGGCCGCGUGCCUUAGACAGCUAUGCACCCUCAUGCAGAGUGCCUCUGCAAUUUAAGAGCUGUAAUGAAACUGGAUAAUAAAGUCUUACCCUGAAACUAUAA
Dicentrarchus labrax (European seabass) is the source of this 3214-nucleotide messenger RNA. Its product is annotated as SLAIN motif-containing protein-like. The record is from RefSeq and is a predicted model, not a curated record. Gene Ontology annotation, cellular component: microtubule plus-end. NCBI's taxonomy places the organism in Eukaryota, Metazoa, Chordata, Actinopteri, Moronidae. Gene Ontology annotation, biological process: cytoplasmic microtubule organization; microtubule nucleation; positive regulation of microtubule polymerization.